This is a messenger RNA of Macadamia integrifolia, 1161 nucleotides long. Its product is annotated as protein DETOXIFICATION 21-like. Gene Ontology annotation, biological process: xenobiotic detoxification by transmembrane export across the plasma membrane. NCBI's taxonomy places the organism in Eukaryota, Viridiplantae, Streptophyta, Magnoliopsida, Proteales, Proteaceae. Gene Ontology annotation, molecular function: xenobiotic transmembrane transporter activity; antiporter activity. Gene Ontology annotation, cellular component: membrane. The record is from RefSeq and is a predicted model, not a curated record.
UAAAGGCUGAUUUCCGUUUGGCAUGUGCAGUUGGGCAUGGCCAGUGCACUAGAAACUUUGUGUGGGCAAGCAUAUGGAGCAGGGCAAUACCAUAUGUUAGGCAUCUACCUUCAAAGAUCAUGGAUUGUUCUGUUCAUUUGUUCGCUAUUUCUUCUUCCUGUCUUCAUCUUCACAACUCCGAUUCUAAGGCUAUUAGGCCAAGACGACCACAUUGCGGAGAUGGCGGGGAUGAUAGCACGGUGGUUAAUACCUGUGAUGUUUUCGUUUAUCAUAUCAUUUACCUGCCAAAUGUAUUUGUCUGCACAGAGCAAAAACAUGCUCAUUGCAUACUUGGCAGCAGCUGCGCUUGCAAUCCACCUCUUCCUGUCAUGGCUUUUGACAGUGAAGUACAAAUGGGGACUUUCUGGUGCAAUGAUAUCAACAAUCUUAGCGUUUUGGAUUCCAAAUUUGGGUCAGUUUAUGUUUGUUACCUGUGGAGGCUGUCCUGAAACAUGGCAUGGUUUUUCUCCUCUCGCUUUCAAGGAUCUAUGGCCAGUCAUCAAGCUCUCACUGUCAUCUGGUGUGAUGCUCUGUCUCGAGCUUUGGUACAACACAGUCUUGGUUCUUUUAACUGGGAACAUGAAAAAUGCUGAAGUCGCCAUUGAUGCUCUUGCUAUCUGCAUCAAUAUCAAUGGGUGGGAGAUGAUGAUAUCUCUUGGUUUCUUGGCUGCAACAAGUGUGCGGGUGUCGAAUGAACUUGGAAGAGGGAGUUCAAAAGCUGCAAAAUUUUCAAUUGUGGUAGCUGUGCUUACGUCGCUCUCCAUUGGACUUGUUCUGUUCGUGCUGUUUCUGUUUCUUCGGGGGAGACUGGCUUAUAUAUUUACAGAGAGUCUUGAGGUGGCCCAAGCAGUCGGCGAUCUUUCACCUCUGUUAGCUUGCUCUAUACUUCUGAACAGUGUUCAACCAGUCCUCUCAGGGGUUGCUAUUGGUUCUGGCUGGCAGAGCGUUGUAGCUUAUGUAAACUUAGCAUGCUAUUACUUGGUAGGAAUUCCUAUUGGAGCUAUGCUUGGAUAUCUUAUUCAUUUCCAAGUCAAAGGGAUUUGGAUGGGAAUGUUACUUGGGACACUUGUUCAAACUAUUGUACUUGUUUUCAUCACCUGGAGAACUGACUGGGAUAAGCAG